This is a messenger RNA of Eufriesea mexicana, 2660 nucleotides long. RefSeq lists its product as uncharacterized. Gene Ontology annotation, cellular component: spindle pole centrosome; cytoplasm; nucleus. Gene Ontology annotation, molecular function: microtubule binding. The record is from RefSeq and is a predicted model, not a curated record. Lineage: Eukaryota; Metazoa; Arthropoda; Insecta; Hymenoptera; Apidae. Bases 60 to 2660 code for a protein of 866 amino acids. The transcript has 4 exons. Gene Ontology annotation, biological process: chromosome segregation; mitotic spindle organization; centrosome localization.
UCUGUCCUUAGUUCAUUUUGUAUAUUUGUGUAUAUUUAUCGUACCGUGAUAUUUUAUUCAUGAUGUCAAGAUAUCGAUAUGAAUAUAAGAAAAAUAUGUCUAAUUCUCGGAAUAUUAUCGAGAAUCGUUUUAAUCGUGCCAAAAAGCAAAACGAAACACGUAGGAACCAAAGAGUUGACAAUUUUAAUGCAAAUAGGAAGUUAUCAAGCCCUUCGCCGAAAAUACGUAACAGAGUGCAGCCAAUUCACAGAAAUGAUGAUCGUUCGUCUAAGUUUACAAAGUGGAGAGACGUACGUGAUAAACGAACAAGGCUUGAUCAAGCUAAGAAAAAACCACCUUUUGUUGUUGGAGUGGUGCAUCAUAAAAUUUAUUCACCAAUUAAUAAGAGCGUAAGUGCUGUUUCAACUAGAAAAAGGAGUUCUAUUCCAAAAAGAAUUACAAAAGCAACAGAAAAGAAAUUAAUGACUAAAGUAUCAGCAAUGAAAGUAAAUACAAAAGGAUUAAUUAAUGAUAAAAAAGCUUUAAAUAAAGGACAAGGAAAUCAAAGGAUACAUGGUCAAUCUUCUAUUUCUGACAAUUCCAAAAUUAAAUUAUCACGUACUCCUUUAAGUCCCACAGUGGUUAUAGAAAAACUGUCACCUACUAAAAUAACACCAUCGGUUUCAAAAAUAUGGAGAAUUCCCAGUAAAAACAAGAGUACUAGCCCAAAAAAUAGUUCCGUAGUAUUAAGUAAUACUUUUAAUCAUGACAGUAAAUUAUCAAUAAAAUCGAAAUCUGUAUAUGAACCAAUGGUGUUUCAUAGAAUUUCUAAUUAUAAAAGAAGUAAUACUAAUGGAAAACAGCAAUAUGAUUCUUGUCUUAGUCAUUCCACAAAUGACAUACCUACAAAAGGUACUGUCAUGGAAAGUUUGAAUAUUUCGGUUCAAGAAGACAAACUUAGUACACAAUAUUUUCAAUCUCUUUUGAAGAAAGAAACAAAUAGAUUAAAUAAAUUGUGUCAAAAAUGGAUGAAAGUUAAAACAGCACCUGAAACUCCACAUGAUGGACAGUGUCAAAUAAACCAAGCUAUUGGCCAAACAAAUUUGUUAAUAACCAAAAAAUUCGAAAAAUUUCGUGAAUUAAUUAUUGCUUGUGAAGCAGGAGAAGGAGAAAUGUUAGUUACAUGUAAAGAUUUGCAGGGAUUUUGGGAUAUGAUGUAUAUGGAGGUAAAAAAUUGUGAUUCACGAUUUGAGAAAUUGGAGAAACUGUGUUCACAAGGUUGGAAAGAAGAGGAGGUGCCUGAAGCAGUUUCUAAAAAAAAAACUAUUGUUAGGAAGAAAGUUGUAUCUAAUAAAACAAAUCCUAUUAGAGCUUUCUUAGCAGAAAAGAAAAGAAAGGUUGCAGGGAAAGUAAGAAAUGGUGGUGAUACAAAUGAACUUCAAUCUAAUCUAAAUCAAGUAGUAAAUAAUAGAUCUAUAAAAGAUAGAAGCUAUAAUCUAAAGCGUAAAACACGGUCUAUGUUCAUUGGCCCUAGUGAAAAUAAAGCUACACUUAUGAAACGUGAUAAAAGAUUAAGUUUAGUGCAAAAGAUACGAUUAUCUGAAAGAUCAAAGAAAAUUGAUAGUCCAUUAACAAUAAUGAAAAUAAGUCGAAUGUGUAAGACACCAAAAGUUCAAUUACAUAAUUUUAAACCCUAUGUUAAAUCUAAUCAAACACCAGGAAAGGGUAUAUUGAAACAAAGGAAGAGUCCAACUAAAGUAGAAUCUCCAGAGUUUAUAAAUAAAGUUAAUUUCGAUGAUCAUACAGCUUCAAAUAAAGUGCUAGUGGAUGAAAAAAUUGAAGAAAAGAAGAAUUUAGCUGUAAUAAUAUCAAAACUUAACAGUUCUGAUGCAGAUUGUUUUGAUCAAGUAUCAAUUAAUGCAAAAAAGAAGCUUGCCUUCGAUGAUAAUAGUUCUGAAGAACCAAUAUCUAAUACGGAACAACAUGUGCUAAGGAGAAGUUCUACAAAUAAAAAGAUUCAUAAAUUACCAUUUAUACGCAUACAAUCAGCAACACCAUUAAAGGAAUCAAAUGAAAAUAUUAGUACACCACGUAGGAGUACCAGAAGAAAAAAUAUUGGUUAUGAAGAUAAUCAGACGAUAAAUCAAACUUCACCAUUGGACGCAAAUAUUUCCAUGUUAUUUGAAGAAACUACAAAUGACACAGAUUUAAAUAUAUCAGAAAAAGAAAUACAAAAGAAUGUGUCUGUAACUGGAAAGAAAGAAGUAGUUGAAUAUAAUGACAAUAUAAGAGUUUUGAGAAAUAGAAUUGUUACUCCAGUGGAUACUCCUAUAAUUAAAAGAAGAUCUGGAAAAAUGUCUAUGAAUAUACAAGAUGUAAAGCAUAAAGAAAAUAAACCUCCUUUAUCGAGAAGAACAACAAUGAAUGCUUUUCAAGAUAAUGUUGAUGAUAAUGAAAGGAUGGAUGCAGACAAUUAUGCUGAUAUUACACAUUUUGAGAAAGAUAAUAGUAAAAGAAGAUCAACUAGAUAUAUAAAAUUUUCUGUAAAAGAAUACACUGAUCAUAAUACAGAUAAACCGACCCUACCUGUGACUCCCUAUAUUAGGAGUAAAGCACAUUCCAAUACAAAGGAAAGACUUUGGAAAGAAUUAGAUCUCAAACCAAAAAGGUACAGUCUCUAA